Molecule: messenger RNA, 3167 nt
Organism: Drosophila takahashii
Lineage: Eukaryota; Metazoa; Arthropoda; Insecta; Diptera; Drosophilidae
Gene: LKRSDH
Product: lysine ketoglutarate reductase/saccharopine dehydrogenase
Cellular component (GO): cytoplasm
Molecular function (GO): saccharopine dehydrogenase activity
Source: RefSeq, a predicted model, not a curated record
UAAACACUACGAUCACAAUUAAGUUCGCACUCGAUCUGCUCGAACUGAUCCCACAAAGCUGCCGAAAUAUGUGGAGAGCGAUUCAACAGCGCGCAACAAUCGCGCAUCCGUUCACCAGACAACGUCAUAGUCGGGUGAUUGCCAUCCGGCGAGAGGAUCAAUCGGUGUGGGAGCGAAGAGCUCCUUUUGGACCAACCCACGUCCAGAAGUUGGUCAAGCAGAAUGUCAAGGUCAUCGUGCAGCCCUCCAAUCGUCGAGCAUAUCCCAUGCAGGCUUAUAUGCAGGCUGGAGCUCAUAUUCAGGAGGACAUCAGUGAUGCAUCCGUGAUAUUUGGAGUGAAACAAGUUCCCAUUGACGCUUUGAUUCCUGGCAAGACCUACUGCUUCUUUUCGCACACCAUCAAGGCUCAGGAAUCUAAUAUGCCGCUACUGGAUGCCAUUUUGGAGAAGAAAAUCCGGCUUAUCGACUAUGAGCGAAUUAUAGACGAACGCGGAGCACGACAGGUGGCUUUUGGCAAAUAUGCUGGUGUGGCUGGCAUGGUGAACAUUCUGCAUGGCAUUGGAUUGCGUCUUUUGGCUUUGGGACAUCAUACACCCUUCAUGCACAUUGGACCCGCCCACAAUUAUCGUAAUUCUUCGAUGGCUCGUCAGGCAAUUAGGGAUUGCGGCUAUGAGAUCUCUCUGGGCAUGAUGCCCAAGUCGAUUGGACCACUUACGUUUGUGUUUACUGGCUCUGGAAAUGUUUCCCAGGGAGCCCAGGAAGUGUUCUCUGAACUGCCCAUAGAGUAUGUCCCGCCUGAGAUGCUUCGCAAGGUGGCCGAGCAUGGAAACCAAAACAAGCUGUAUGGCUGCGAGGUGAGCCGAUCGGAUCAUCUGGAGCGUCGUGAAGGCGGUGGAUUUGAUGCCAAGGAGUACGACGAGUUCCCAGAACGUUACAUCUCCACCUUCAGCACGAAGAUAGCUCCGUAUGCAUCGGUUAUUGUCAACGGCAUCUAUUGGGCUGUGGGCAGUCCCAAGUUGAUAAGCAUUCCGGAUGCCAAGAACCUGCUACGCCCGGCAAAUACACCCUGGUUGCCAACCAGCAAGGGAAGUCCUGCUCUCCCUCAUCGCAUGCUGGCCAUUUGCGAUAUUUCCGCUGAUCCCGGUGGUUCCAUUGAGUUCAUGAACGAGUGCACCACCAUCGACACUCCCUUCUGUUUGUACGAUGCAGAUAGAAAUAAGGACACCAAGAGCUUUAAGGGUCCGGGAGUUUUGGUCUGUUCGAUUGAUAAUAUGCCUACCCAAUUGCCAAGGGAGUCGACGGAUUUGUUUGGAGAACUGUUGGCGCCUCAUGUCCACGAUAUUAUCAAGAGUGAUGCCAAGAAACCGCUGGCGGAGGAGGAAUUCUCGUACCCCAUUCAGUCGGCCAUUAUCGCAAGCAACGGUCAGCUGACCGAGGGCUUUCAGUACAUUCAGGAGCUGCGAGAUUCGACGAGCCACCGGUCGCGUCAUAAGAUGGAAGGAAGAUCCGAGUCGCACAAGAAGGUCUUGGUCCUGGGAGCUGGCAUGGUUUCGGCGCCCCUCGUGGAGUGGCUGCAUCGCGAGAAGGAUGUCAGCAUCACGGUUUGCUCGCAGGUCAAAGAUGAGGCCGAUCGCCUGGCUCAACAGUAUGCCGGAGUGGACAGCGUCUAUUUGGAUGUCAACGAGAGCACUGGUCAUCUGCAGGAGCUGUGUGGCAAGGCGGAUGUGGUGGUGUCCCUGCUGCCCUACAGUCUCCACGGCAUGGUGGCCCGCUAUUGCGUGGCCGAAGGCACCCACAUGGUCACUGCCAGUUACCUGAACGACGAGAUUUCCGCGCUGCACGAGGAGGCCAAGGCCAAGGGUGUGACCAUCAUGAAUGAGGUCGGUUUGGACCCGGGAAUCGAUCACCUUUUGGCCCUGGAGUGCAUCCACGAGGUGCAGGACAAGGGAGCCGUUGUCGAGUCCUUCGUUAGCUAUUGUGGAGGUCUGCCGGCACCGGAGCAUUCCAAUAACUCCUUGAGAUACAAGUUCUCUUGGUCGCCCAGAGGAGUACUGCUCAACACUCUCUCCGCUGCCAAAUAUCUGAGCCAGGGUCAAAUUGUGGAGAUUUCUGGAGGCGGCGAACUUAUGUCAUGUCCUCGCAGUCUGGAUUUCCUGCCUGGAUUCGCCCUGGAGGGAUUUCCCAAUAGGGACUCCACCAAAUAUGGCUCUCUCUACGGUUUGGGCAGGGAUGUACACACCCUGCUGCGUGGCACCAUCCGCUACAAGGGUUUUUCCGAGUCCAUCAAGCCGAUGCAACUCCUGGGACUGAUUGAUGCCGAGCCACAUGCUCUGCUGCAUCCCAGUGGACCGGAUGUCACGUGGCGCCAGUUGGUCAUCCAUCUGUUGGGCAUGUCCGAUUCGAGCAUCUUUUACGAGAACCUCAAGCAGAAGCUGAACGAGCGCAUCGGCGAUGUGGAUGGCAUCGAGAGCCUGGGCUUGCUGGAUGAUACGCCCGUGGUGAAGCUGAACACUCCGCUGGACACACUCAGUCACUACCUGUCCAAGAGACUGGCCUUCGAACGAGAUGAGCGCGAUCUGGUGGUGCUGCGCCAUGAAGUGGGCAUCCGUUGGCCCGACGGUCGUCGUGAGGAGCGGGGCAUCAACUUUGUGGUCUAUGGACAGCCCCAGGGUCAUUCCGCCAUGGCGAUGACGGUGGGCAAGCCAGCCGCUAUUGCGGCCAAAAUGAUCCUAGAUGGUGAGAUCCAGGAACGCGGUGUGCUGCUGCCCUUCACCCCCGACAUAUAUCGCCCCAUGCUGCAACGUCUGCGCUCCGAGGGUCUGACUGCCACGGAGACCUCCAGAUGGUUAAACUAAGUAGUCUGAACUGAUCCCGACCAAAUCCUAGACCUAAGUCUUCAUUCACAUUUUUUUUCUUGACUGCCCACCGCGUCGGGUGAAAUUUCUUGUCUUAUUUAUCGCUCGAACUUUUCGUUGUUCGAUAAGAGAGUCAUUACGUUAUCUUAAUACUGAAAUAAGUUUUAUGACUACAGCUACUUAAAGUUCGUAAACAAGUUGAAGUUGUUGUCCAAAUUGUGAAAUAUGUUUCCUUUAUGUGAAUUAAUUAUGAAGCGACUGUAAAUGAUUGACUAAAUUUUGAUAAAAUAUUAAACACUUAUUUAUGGAAAA